Halteromyces radiatus is the source of this 609-nucleotide messenger RNA. RefSeq names its product Alg9-like mannosyltransferase family-domain-containing protein. The record is from RefSeq and is a predicted model, not a curated record. The coding region runs from base 58 to 378 and encodes 106 amino acids. Gene Ontology annotation, cellular component: endoplasmic reticulum membrane. The transcript has 3 exons. Lineage: Eukaryota; Fungi; Mucoromycota; Mucoromycetes; Mucorales; Cunninghamellaceae. Gene Ontology annotation, molecular function: alpha-1,2-mannosyltransferase activity. Gene Ontology annotation, biological process: GPI anchor biosynthetic process.
CAAAAAGUCUAUGCACUUCUUUUUAAUCAUAUUCUUUCUAUAUCACUUGCAUGUAUUAUGAUCCAACCAAACUCGACAACAACAUCAAGACUAUUCAUUCUUGGGAUUUUCAUCAUAUUCCGUUGGUUGAAUGCUGCUUUGACGCGUACUUAUGAUAAUCCAGAUGAAUACUGGCAAGCAACUGAAGUGGCUCAUCGCAUAGUAUUUGGUUAUGGAUACUUGACUUGGGAAUGGACUCACUAUAUUCGAAGUUUCUUUCAUCCUUUGGUCUUUGCUUUUCUUUACAAAUGUUUACAAUGGUGUCAUUGUGAUACCCCUUCUUUAUUGGCAAGUUGCAACACCAAAAUACCUUCAAGCAACCUUAUCUGCAUUCGGUGAUAUGGCAACUUAUAGUCUAACCAAGAAAAUAUAUGGAAAUGAAAUGGCUCCUUUUAUACUCUCUAUUAUAUUGGGUUCCUGGUUUCAUUUUUUGAUGUCAGCAAGGACAUUAUCUAAUUCAAUGGAAACAGUAUUAACCAUCAUCGCAAUGAAAGAUUGGCCUUUUCCUAGUAUGGUGGACAUAAAUGGUUCUUCAUGGAUAGGGUAAAAUAGAAAAAUCAUGCUUUUACU